AUGGAAGUAGGGCUCUACAUACGCGAUUACAUGGACGACGCCGAGCGGCCCAUGCACCAGCAGGUGGAGGAAGCCGCCGAGGUAUGCCGCCGCGCCAAAUCGCUGGGGUUUUCGGUCAUCUACAUGCCCCAGCACUACAUAUCGCAUCCCACCGUCUGGAUGCAGCCGAUGCAAACGCUGGCGCGGUUGGCUCCCGAUGCCGAGGGCUUGAAGCUUCUGACCGGUAUUCUGCUGCUUCCCUACCACAACCCGGUGGACAUCGCCGAGCAGGCGGUAACGCUGGACCACAUCAGCAACGGGCGCUUUAUUCUCGGAGUAGGCUUGGGUUACCGGGUAGCGGAGCUUGCGGCGUUCGGGACCAACCGCCGGGACCGGGUCAGCCGAUUCGAGGAGUCAAUCGAGUUGAUGAAGCUGCUGUGGAGCGGGGAGGAGGUCAACUACGAUGGGAAGCACUGGCAAGUGCAUGACGCCAGGCUGUCCUUGGCCCCGGCGCAGGAGCCGCAUCCUCCGAUCUGGAUUGCGGCGCAGAGCCGGGGAGCGGUGCGCCGUGCCGCGGCCCUCGGCGACCGGGUUAUCCUGGGACCGCAGCCGGGAUGGAAGGACAUUAGCGUCCUGACCCGCCAGUACAAAGGGGCGCUGGAAGAGCUGGGCAAAGACCCAGCCGGGCGUAUCGGCGCCCACCGCUCCAUCGCCAUCGCCAGGGACCGCGAAACGGCCAUCACGGAAGCCCGGGAGAUGGCCGCCAAGAAAGCCGGCAUGUAUGGCUCCUUCAACAUGCAGGAAAAUACCACGGUGGAUCUGGGACUCGGAGGGCAGCGGGAGUUGCCGGACUGGGCGGUGGCCGGCAGCCCGCAGGACUGCGCCGAGAUCAUCAACCGUUGCCGGGAAGAGGACGGAUUGGACUACAUCGGCCUGGCCAGCCUGAAUUUGCCCCGGGAAUUUCCCGCCAGGUUGGACUACCUACAGCUGAUUUCGGAAGAACUGCUGCCGCACCUGCAAUAA
Geodia barretti is the source of this 1002-nucleotide messenger RNA. NCBI's taxonomy places the organism in Eukaryota, Metazoa, Porifera, Demospongiae, Tetractinellida, Geodiidae. The record is from the annotation of a GenBank genome assembly.